UGGUGUCGGCCGGCAGGGGAGCUGCGGGCUCCGGGUUUGAACAGGCCAACUUCUCCAGCGGGCAGAGCGAGCGCCAGGGCGGUGGCGAGAGCGAGUGACACGCAGAGCUGAAAACAUGGUUCAGCAGGUGCUCUACCGGGCACUGGUCUCCGCCAAGUGGCUGGCAGAAUCGGUCCGGGCUGGCAAGCUGGGGCCUGGCCUUCGGGUGCUGGAUGCAUCCUGGUACUCACCGGGCACCCGUGAUGCUCGCAAGGAGUACCUGGAGCGCCACGUGCCUGGUGCCUCCUUCUUUGAUAUCGAGGAGUGCCGGGACACGGCUUCGCCCUAUGAGAUGAUGCUGCCUAGUGAGGAACGCUUCGCCGACUAUGUGGGGCACCUGGGCAUCAGCAACAGCACGCACGUGGUGAUAUAUGAUGGUGACCACCUGGGCACCUUCUACGCGCCCAGGGCCUGGUGGAUGUUCCGUGUGUUUGGCCACCGAACCGUGUCAGUGCUCAAUGGUGGCUUCCGGAACUGGCUGAAGGAGGGCCACCCAGUGACAUCCGAGCCCUCACGCCCAGAGCCGGCUGUCUUCAAAGCCACACUGAACCCUUCCUUGCUCAAGACCUACGAGCAGGUGCUGGAGAACCUCAAAUCUAAGAGAUUCCAGCUGGUGGAUUCACGGUCCCAAGGGCGCUACCUGGGUACCGAGCCAGAGCCGGAUAUAGAAGGACUUGGCUCAGGCCACAUCCGUGGCGCCAUCAACAUGCCGUUCAUGGACUUCCUGACGGAAGAAGGCUUUGAGAAGAGCCCUGAGGAGCUCCGUGCCAUGUUUGAGGACAAGAAGGUGGACCUCGCGCAACCCCUCAUUGCUACCUGCCGGAAGGGCGUCACUGCCUGCCACAUUGCUCUGGCCGCCUACCUCUGCGGCAAGCCUGAUGUGGCUGUCUAUGAUGGCUCCUGGUCUGAGUGGUUCCGCCGGGCCCCCCCGGAGACCCGUGUGUCCCAGCAGAAGGCUGAGAAGGCCUGAGCAGGGCCCCCUCCGCUCACCUGCUGUAACUCUGGUGAGUUUAGUGGUGAGCUUAGUGACCCUGGCAUGCCCUGCAGCUGGUCUGUACCUCUCUGGUGAAGGAGAUUGACAAGUUUUAAAACUUGCUGUGUAAAACUCUCCUUUUCCCCAAUAACACUGGAAUAAAACCUACCU
Messenger RNA from Trichechus manatus latirostris (Florida manatee), 1183 nucleotides. It is a transcript of the gene TST, whose product is annotated as thiosulfate sulfurtransferase. The coding region runs from base 116 to 1009 and encodes 297 amino acids. NCBI's taxonomy places the organism in Eukaryota, Metazoa, Chordata, Mammalia, Sirenia, Trichechidae. Gene Ontology annotation, molecular function: thiosulfate-cyanide sulfurtransferase activity. Gene Ontology annotation, cellular component: mitochondrion. The record is from RefSeq and is a predicted model, not a curated record. The transcript is spliced from 3 exons.